This is a messenger RNA of Nothobranchius furzeri (turquoise killifish), 5127 nucleotides long. RefSeq names its product zinc finger, FYVE domain containing 16 (gene zfyve16). Gene Ontology annotation, molecular function: metal ion binding. The record is from RefSeq and is a predicted model, not a curated record. Lineage: Eukaryota; Metazoa; Chordata; Actinopteri; Cyprinodontiformes; Nothobranchiidae. Gene Ontology annotation, cellular component: early endosome membrane. Gene Ontology annotation, biological process: endosomal transport.
UCUAGCCUGAAACCGAGCAGUUCCAGGUGUUCCGAUACAAUGACCUCAAUACCAAUACUCCGUCCAAGAUGGCCGCCUGAGUGAAGAAUUUACACCUCUCAAGUGAAACUAAUCCAACAGCUCGCUGCUUGAACAACUUCAGCUAAAUGUUUGGAUAAUUAAACGGCGACACUGGCGAUGUUCGUUUUGGCUUUACGUUUUAAGUCCGUGACUGUUGAGGUCAUGGAGUAAAAAGCCGUCAAAGGUUGGUGGAAGUGAUUCAACUUUUGGAAGAAAUAUUUCAAAGACAAUUGGUGAUGAAAGGCAUCUGAGAUACUGAGGGCCUUUUAUUGUAGCCCAGCAUGGACAACUUCUUCAAGGCAGCUGUUUGUGAUCUGGACAAGUUGCUCGAUGACUUUGAGCUCAAUUCUGGGGAACCAGAUUGCAGGCCAGUUUUCUCGAAGCCCUCCUCACACACCUCCUCCCAGCAUCUCUCCUCAGACUCCUCCACUGCCACAUUAAGCCUCCCCGACCUUAACUCUCUCUAUUACGGCUCUGCAACCAGUGGCUCUGAUGGUUCCAGUAACCACAGUCACAGAGAGACCAGAGGUCAGUCUCUCACCGGGGUGGAUCUUCUCUCCUCUGUGGACUGUAGACCAGGAAAAAACUCUGCCCCUCCCUGCCCAGACCGGACUCUGAAGCCAGUGUGUGACCUUGUGAAUGAUGCCAGCUCAGCUAUCCUGGUCCGGACAAACAGCCACGAUGCUUUCAGUGAGCUGGACCUGGCAGAGCAGCAGAUAGAGGAGGAGGCACUGCUGGUGGACUUCACUAGCCACGUGGUGACAGAGGAGAGUGUAGACGGCAGCGUCAGUGCUGGUCAGGAUAAGCAAAAAUCUGUUGGACCAGAUGAACUUCUGGGUCUGGACCCCAUCGAGCUGAGCGGUGGAUACUUUGCCUCGCUCAGCCUGCUACACAUUGUUCUUCCUGCAGCUGCAGAGAAAACCGCUGAGGUCACAGAGGAUUCACCAUCACCAACAAGGACCACCAAGUCAGCCGAUGUGGACGAGAAGGACACCAAAGAGACACCAGUGGUGGGAAUCUCUGUAGACCAACAUGAAACGGAACAUGUAGACAGGGUUGAAGAAUUGAUACCAGUGAGUGAGGAGGUGCAGUCAGAUAAGGUCUUUGAUGAGGCUGUAGCUGAAUCUACUGAAAGUAGACCAUGUGACGCCUCAGACAGUAAACCAGUCAGCUUGUCAUGUCUACCGAUAGCUGUUUCAAUGUGUGGAGCUCUUGUGAACUCAAAGACCAGAGAAGAUGAUCUGGAGGCAGCUUCAAUGCAGAGAGAUGAGGCUGGUGUUUCUACAAGCACUGAGGCAGGUGCCCUAUCAGCCUUAGGACCAAAGAAUGACACACAAGACUUCCCCAGGGACACCUCCAGAGAUGCCAGCAAAGAGCAGGACACUCCCUGUUUAGAGAACCCUUCUGAUUCAGACCAAAUCUCAGAGCACAGAGCAUCUCUAGAACAUCUGCAUGUUUCUCUUGAAUCUGCUGCUGCUUUGCCUCCUGCAGACCGGUUUUCCUCUGACCGCUCAGAACCCAGCCCCGUGGAUCCUCCUGAGUUUGGUUUUGAGUAUCUGCCUGAGAGUGACCAGGCUGAGCUGCUGGUUACAGAUGAGGAGCUGGACGCCUUCCUUCAGGCACACACUGAAGCAGAGCAAGGUGCAGGUGUUUCUUAUUGCAUCAGUCCUGGAGAUUACUCUCAGCCAGAGUCAGAUUAUGUUUCAGAGGACAGGCUUCAGGAGUGGGAAUCACAGAGGUGUGGACAAGAUGAAUUGGAAAACUUAGAGGAACUGGUGUCUCCAAAAAAUGACAGAACAGCUUCUCCGUCAGCAGCAGAAAGUUUAAACUGUGGUGCUUUAUCACUAUCACACGACUCAUCUGGGGUAAGCCUUUCUUUAACCAGCAGCACUUUGCAGUCCCAGCACAGCAGUAGCCCUGAUCAGCAGCCCUUCUAUGGAGGGGCAAGACCCAAACAGCUGCCCUGCCAGACUGUAAGACCUCCACCAGCAGGACAGGAAGGAGAAGAGCAGGCUCAGUUCAUAACUGCUUCUCCAACAGCAGAGGAUGAGGACAGUUCAACCAUAAGCCCGAGUCCUACAGAAGAGCAUCCUAACUUUAGGGAAUCCAACUGUACAAACACCCAUCAGGAUCAUCACGAGUUUUCUGUGGGGUUUGAUGAGCUGUCAGAGCCACAGCCGUAUCCUGGAGAGCAACCUGCUGACCCUGCCAGACCAGGGAGCUGGAGUAGCGACGGGCCGGAGGAGCUGGGGAGCAGACAGCCUUCGUGGGUCCCAGACUCUGAAGCUCCUAGCUGUAUGAACUGUAACCAGAGGUUUACCUUCACCAAGAGACGGCAUCACUGUCGAGCCUGUGGGAAGGUGUACUGCACCCCUUGCUGCAACAAAAAGUGCAGGCUCAAGUACCUGGACAAAGAGGCUCGUGUGUGUAUCUUCUGCUUUGUGACUAUAAACAAAGCCCAGGCUGUGGAGCGGAUGAUGAGUCCUACAGGUCCCAGCCCAAACCCCAACGUCCCGUCUGAGUAUUGCAGCACCAUUCCUCCUCUUCAGCAGGCUCGAGCUGCUGGCACUCUGAACUCCCCACCGCCAACCGUCAUGGUCCCUGUGUCUGUUCUUAAACACCCAAACAACGAUGCUUGUCCACGUGAACAAAAGCGUGUGUGGUUUGCUGAUGGCAUCUUACCAAACGGAGAGGUGGCCGACACGACCAAACUAUCAGUGACAAGUCGCAGGAGCUCCCAGGAGUUCACUUCAGACCCGACAAUACCUGCCUCAUCAGGGUUGGACCCUGGAGUUAGUGUUUCUUCCACCCCAGAUGGUUCUGGAUCUGCAGACGUAGUCCGGCUUCCAGUGUCAGGACCCUGGGAUUAUGGGCUGCUUUCUGGAAUCAGUUCUUCAGUGAGGAGGGUUCCCAGCCUGCUGCCAGAUAAUGAAGAUGUGCUACCACCACUGCUCAUCAGCACUGGAGAGGAUGAGGGAGAAGACGUCUUGGUUGAGGAGAGUCCAGCACCCUGCCAGAUUCUGCACUUACUGGAAGAGGGAGGACCUCGGCCUCUGACUUUUGUUCUGAAUGCCAACCUGCUAGUCAAUGUCAAACUGGUUACAUACUCCAACAGGCAGUGCUGGUGCUUCAGCUCCAACGGGCUACAGGCACUGGGACAAAAAGAGCUGGUGUUUCUGUUGGAGUGUUUACCAGGAGAAAAAACUCUUCCCAGGGACUUCUUCUUACUCUAUCUCAGCAUUUAUCAAGAUGCCCUAAAAGGGAAGUUUGUGGAGGAGCUGGAUAACAUGAUGUUCACAAGCAGUUUCCUGGGCAGUAAAGAUCAUGCUGGGAUGCUGUUCUUCUCUCCCUCCUGUCAGCCUCUGGAUGGCCUGGCACUCCCCACACAGUCCUUCCUGUUUGGUGUUCUUGUUCAGAAACUGGAGGUUCCCUGGGCCAAAGUCUUCCCGCUCAGACUGCUUCUGCGGCUUGGAGCCGCAUAUGACAUGUAUCCCACUGCUUUGUAUAGUGUUCGUUUUCGGGACUCUGUGUAUCGAGAGGCAGGACACACCAUCAUGAACUUACUGGCUGAUCUGAGAAAUUACCAGUACAGUCUUCCAGUGGUGGAAGGCCUGAGGAUCCACAUGGAGAUGGGUCACAGCUAUAUUGAAAUCCCCAAAAGUAGCUUCAAUGAGAUGCAGAAAGUGGUGAACUCGUCCAACGAGCACGUCAUCAGCAUCGGGGCAAGUUUCAACCUGGAGGCUGACUCCCACCUGGUGUGUUUCCAGAACGAGGAGGGAACCUAUCAGACGCAGGCCAACAGCAUGCCAGGAAAGACUCGAACAGUGACUGGAGCCAGUUUUGUUGUGUUUAAUGGAGCACUAAAAGCCUCCUCUGGCUUCAUUGCCAAGUCCAGCAUUGUUGAAGAUGGGUUGAUGGUUCAGAUCCCCCCUGAAACCAUGGAGUCAUUGCGCUCAGCUCUGAGAGAGCAGAUGGACUUCCACAUACCAUGUGGCAAGAAUGACGGUGAGGAGAUCCAGGAAAACGUCACCAUCCGCUGGAUCGACUGGACAUCGCCCAUCAACUCUGGAAGAACCAGUGGAGUUGAUGGGAGACCUCUGGAUGGCGUCCACAGUGUGAAGAUGCAGCAGGAUGUUGAGUUUGAGGCUGACAAUCGAACCAUCAAGUGCACUGAGGUGUUCUACCAGCUGAAGUCUGAUGACCGCAGCCUGCUGUCGGUGCUGUCAUCUUGCAGCGUGUUUCAGAAGGAGAUCGCCCUGGCAACCUGCAGUGCUCUGGCACCUCACCUCACUGUUUUUACUUCCGGGGGAAUCAACACCCUCUCACUUCGCAUCUCCACUCAGGCUGACAUGGUGGAGUACCAGGCUGGUUCUGGAGGCAGGCUCCUCCCUCAGCGCUACAUGAACGAGAUGGAUGGUGCUCUGAUUCCCGUCAUCCACGGAGGUAGUGGUAGUGUUCCAUCGGUUGCCAUGGACAUGGAGUUCAUCUUCUACAUCACACACUCAAUCUAACAGACUCAGAGUGCUGAGACAGAGACGUGCUGAACAGAAGCAGCUAUGAGCUCUGAGAGGACGCUCCAUCUAUGAGGUUGGAUGUGUUUCAGAAACUGAUUUCAGGUGGAUUUUCUGUUAGGCGUGCUCACCAAAGCUGCGUUAACAUACGAAGCCAAACACUAAACAUGGAAUACGACGGGCAACCAAACGUUCUCUUCUGCUCUGCCUUCCUGUCUCUCUGCUGGCCUCUGGCAUCUUGGAGCUCCUUGGUGAAUGUUUCCCUCAGAAACUGUCAGAACACACGUCUCAUCUUGGAUGUAUUUAUUAUAUUUUAAUACUGAAUGAAAUCACAGCAGGUGCUACUGUACACACUUUAUCAUAGCUGGUUAUAUGUGAAAAUAGUUUCCUCUCCCAGAGCGUUGCUCCUGGUUUAUACGCUCAGACACAGUGAGCCUUGUGCAGAAAAGGUUGUGUUUAUUCACCAUCAUCAUCACCUAAAGUCUCAAGAGCUUCUCGUGUAACCAGUCAUCAUUCAGGUCCUCUAAACUUUGCAUUAAACAACCAUUUAAAGGAA